GGUGUCCGAGGUGCUUCCAUGGACGGUGGACGUACUGCAAGGGGUCCAGAGUCUCAUGUAUACUUCUCUGAACAGGGGCCAGAACCACUCUCUCAAAACACUUCAUGAUGAUCGAAGUGAGUGCAACUGGCUUGUAGUCACUGGUGGUUUUGAAACAGGUGGGUGUGGCCUGUGACAGCGACAGGUUUAAGAUCGAGGUGAGUCCCUCAGCCAGCUCUGUAGCACAUGCCCUGAGGCCCCACCCAGGGAUGUUAUCUAAGGAGUGUGAUCUCCUCUGUGUCGAGUUAAUGUUUGAUAUGCUGAAAGAGAUAAAAGGAACAAAUUGCGGCUCAUGUCAACGUCAUCACAGCACAUCUCUGCUUUUCUUCACAGUCAGCUCCCCUGACCUGGGUGCUAAUCGGAGGUUCUCCCGGCUCCUGAGUCUUGUCUUCUCUCUUCUCAGCAGGUGUCUGCACUGAGAGACCAGGAAAACAUCUGGAUAGUUAACCUCUGGGUUACUGCUAGAUUUUUGUAUCCAGCAGAGACAUGGGUGUCUGGCUGAAUUGGCUGUGGUACCAUCGGAACUACUUUAUCAUCUCCAUCACUCCUCUGAUACUACUUCCCCUGCCGCUCAUCAGUCCUACGUCGCAAGCACGAUGUGGUUACGCCAUCAUCCUCAUGGCUCUGUUCUGGUGCACAGAGUGCAUGCCUCUGGCUGUGACCGCCCUGCUGCCGGUCGUCCUCUUUCCUAUGAUGGGCAUCAUGACGGCUGGAGAGGUCAGUGUUGAAUACCUGAAAGACUCUAACAUGCUGUUCAUUGGUGGCCUGCUGGUGGCCAUUGCGGUGGAGCAGUCAAACCUCCAUAAGCGCAUCGCCCUGCGAGUUCUGCUGGUGGUUGGCGCCCGUCCGGCUCUGUUGAUGAUGGGCUUCAUGAUCGUCUCGUCCUUCCUCUCCAUGUGGAUCAGCAACACAGCCACCACGGCCAUGAUGCUGCCCAUCGCCGAAGCCAUUCUGCAGCAGCUGAAAGCCAUCGAGAUCCAGGCGGAUGAGCGAGAUUUUCCUGUUGCAGCUGACGACAACCACGGGUUUGAGUUGGAGACCAGAUCCACUAAGCAGGAAAUAAGCAGCGACAAACACCCAGACACCAACACUCAGCAGGAGGACGGAGUGUGUAAACUUGAGGUGAGUCCAGAGUCGUGUCAGGAGUCCAGGAGACAAGCGAUGGAGGACAGGUACCUACUCUUGACCAAGGGGAUGAGUCUGAGCGUGUGUUACUCUGCCAGCAUCGGAGGCACGGCCACGCUCACCGGCUCCACCACCAACAUCAUCCUCAAGGGCCAAGUCGACAAGAUGUUUCCUGAAAAUGGUGACGUGAUCAACUUCGCCAGCUGGUUCGCCUUCUCCUUCCCCAACAUGGUUCUCAUGCUUGUGUUUUCCUGGAUCUGGCUUCAGUUCAUGUUCCUCGGUUUCAACCUGAAGCAGUCAUUUGGCUGUGGCAUGAAGAGCGGCAGAGAUCAGGAGGCGCGUGAGGUGAUGAGGGAGGAGUACCUCAAGCUGGGCCGCAUUAGGUUUGCUGAGGUGGCGGUGCUCGUCAUCUUCACCACGCUGGUGCUCCUGUGGUUCACCAGGGAGCCGGGCUUCAUUGACGGCUGGGCCACGGUGCUCUUCAACCAGGAAAAGGCGUUUGUGUCUGAUGGCACCAUCGCCAUCUUAAUGUCGAUGCUUUUCUUCGUCAUCCCCUCCCAGCUGCCUAGGUUCGGAGGCUACGGUUACGACAAAGCAGGUAAGAUGAUUAAUUCCCCCCCCAAUCUGCUGAGCUGGCAGAAGGUCCAUGAGCGAAUGCCCUGGAACAUCAUCCUGCUCCUGGGAGGAGGCUUUGCUUUGGCAGCCGGCAGUGAGAGAUCCGGUCUGUCCACGUUGUUGGGAGAAAGCCUGUCCCCUCUGGAGAAGAUUCCCCCCUUCGCCAUCUCCCUGCUGCUCUCCUUGCUGGUGGCCACAUUCACAGAGUGCGCCAGCAACACUGCCACCACCACCCUGUUCCUGCCAAUCCUGGGCUCAAUGGCCAUAGCGAUAAAGAUACACCCGCUGUACGUGAUGUUGCCCUGCACCCUCGCUGCCAAUCUGGCCUUCAUGCUGCCGGUGGCCACACCACCCAACGCCGUGGCCUUCUCCUUUGGAGGACUCAGAGUCAUCGACAUGGUGAAAGCUGGCUUCAUGCUGAACAUCCUAGGGAUUUUGACCAUAAACCUGGGGAUCAACACCUGGGGAUACGCCAUGUUUGACUUGGGCACCAUCCCCGCUUGGGUCAACGCUACACAGGGCCAACCCUGAGGGAAAAAGGACACAAUGGAGGACAAUGAGGUCUUUCAUAAAAUAUCUAUGAUCAGAUAAGCAACAUAAUGCAAAAAAAUUAAUUUGUAAAUAUUUUUUAAUCCAGAUGUUAGUAGUCUUUAGAUCUCAGGAAUACAUUUUCUGAAAUAAAUGGUAAAUGUUUGUUACUUAUAUGGAGCUUUACCAGUAUUGGUGACCACUCAAAGUGCUUCAAAGCACAGUCUUGGCAUCCACCCAUCACCCACCCGUGCUGAAGAAAGUUAAAAGAUGAAAUUUAUAUAUAAAUAUUACCAUUUAGACCCAGCUCACGUUAUCCGUGGCGUUCUGCUGACACGUCACCCCGACACGUUUCCUUGACACUUUCUCCUGUGACGGGGACGUGAUCUCAUCGACGUGUUCAUCAUUGACAGAUCAUGUGAAACUGCAGUAAACUGUUUGUGUGACUGGUUAUUUACUGUAACGUGACCGUGCUGUGUUCACAGGCAUCACGUAAAUGAGCUAAAACUGAAUUGUAUCAGUUGAUUUAAAUUAAUACUGUGGUCCCUUAUUUCUUUUUUGAACGUGUUAUUUUUUUCACUGUGGCGUUUUGGUCACACUGGUUUUUACUUUUUCGAAAAAUGAGCACUGUCUUUGUAUUUCUGCUCUUGUGAUUUGUAUAAACCAAAGAGGCGGAUUUAGUUGUGUAUUUAUUUGUAUAUUAUAGAAGGUAUUAAAGGAACAGUUUGACAUUUUUGGAAAACACACUCUUUCUUCUCAAGUGUUGGCUGAUUAACACGUUUUUGUACAGAUAAAAAAACAAAACCAGAUAUAACACUGAGCUUUGAAGAUUAAUUACCUCUGCCAACUGGUUUUCGCUCCUGUACCUAUACUGGUUUGUCUGUCAACUGGAUUACGCAACAACCAGUCACUGGAUUUCCACUGUGGACGGAUGGGACAAGGGGGAAGAAGGAAGCCAUUAAAUACAGGCACGGACAUUUUCUGUAAUUUCCCUGGGACUAAUUCAUGGAUAGUGUUUAAUAAAUAAUCAACAGUGAGAAAACUGAUUUCCAUGAGUGUGUGCAAUUUUAAUGAAUUUUUAAAAACUGUUGAGCCUUGGCUGAGGAAUGCAAUCUACUCCAAUACUUUUGAGCCUGAUUACAGAAAUGUUGUCUUAUCCCUUUAACAGAGCCACUCCAGUUGUUAUCAGAACUUGCACACAAAGUCGAGCCGACACUGAUUAAAAGUCUUUGAGGAAUCGAGUUGUGCAAAUCAAUAGCAGGAAGGUGUCCCUGGUUAAAGGACAACUUGGAGAUAAGGAGCUGCCAGUAGGUUAUGAAGGUCCCUGAGGUCACUUGUGGAGAUGUGGAGCUACAGCGCCUCAGAAGUGUUUGUAUGUCCUGAGUUAAGUUUUUUAUUGACCUGAAACCUGUUUCCUUUCUGAGAAUAAAGCAUCAUCGUGUCA
Messenger RNA from Platichthys flesus (European flounder), 3751 nucleotides. RefSeq names its product solute carrier family 13 member 2-like. NCBI's taxonomy places the organism in Eukaryota, Metazoa, Chordata, Actinopteri, Pleuronectiformes, Pleuronectidae. The record is from RefSeq and is a predicted model, not a curated record. Gene Ontology annotation, cellular component: membrane. Gene Ontology annotation, molecular function: transmembrane transporter activity. Bases 526 to 2310 code for a protein of 594 amino acids. Gene Ontology annotation, biological process: monoatomic anion transmembrane transport. The transcript is spliced from 12 exons.